Molecule: messenger RNA, 1643 nt
Organism: Cephus cinctus (wheat stem sawfly)
Lineage: Eukaryota; Metazoa; Arthropoda; Insecta; Hymenoptera; Cephidae
Exons: 3
Coding region: 466-732 (88 amino acids)
Source: RefSeq, a predicted model, not a curated record
AUUCCUCAUACCAGUGCACGAGUGGAAAAACUUGAGUCUCAAAGUUCAACUAAUAAAAUUACUAGAAAAAGGAACUAGUGUACACUCUACUAUUAUAAGCUAUGCUAAUCGUAUAGUUUGUUGGUAUAUGUUGUCCACUCUCUAGAUUAUUUAGUCAUCGAUCCAGAGUCGGCAUCCAAGUGGAAACCUUGGAUAUUGGUACAUCUCCUCGUUGGAGGAUGUAGUCAUAAGGGAAGGAAGGAACUUGAAUAUCGACAGUAAACUCGUCGGAUCGUGCGAAAUUAAAUUAUUCAACUUUCCCCACUCGUAGCAAAUGUUUUCUCUCCGACCAAUGAUACGGAGAGUCGUUAGUGCGGCCCGAAACUUCGCCGCGGAAUUAUAGCUCGUAGCGAGACGUUAAGUUUACCACUCGUGUUUUCGUUUGGUUUCACUUUAAAUCGAGAAAACGACACGGAGGACAGCAAAAUGUUUGUCAAAGUCUUUUGGCUGUUGGUGCUGUUGUGUGCUGUUGUAGGUUCUCUCGCCAAACCUACGAUUUACAAGCGAAACGAGGAUAAUAUUUUCGAGCCUGUAAUGGUGCCAGUUUCGUCAACUGUUAUCCCAUUACCGGUUUACAAGGUUGGAUAUGGUUUCGGUUUUGUACCGAAAGAUAAGAAGACACAAUCAUCCUUCAAACCGGAUGGCGUGGUUAAGCUAAUUACAGCCAAGAAAAAUCAAGAGAAAAAAGCUUAAAAUGAUUGAAGAUACAAGUUACGGACUCGUGGAACAUUCUGCUUGACCCCGUUCGAAUCACACGGUGAUUUAUGUCUUUACACCAUAGUAGGAUGAGUAUGUGAGCGUAAUAACGGUUGGUAAUAGCUGGGCAAUACAAUGGACCAAGUUUUGUAAGAAGUGGACAUCAUAUUAAUUGCUGUCACGAUUCGUUUGUUUAACGUGGCUCUUUGUUCGAAUUAAGAAUGAUCAUUCAAUGGAUCCAAGAGGCGCUUUUUAAUUUUUAACUGAACAUAAAGCAUAAAGUUUCAUUGAACAACAAUAAUACAUUUACUUACCCUUAAUAUUAUAAUUAUAAGCGUAAUGUGUAACAUAGGUAAUUUAGUACCAGUCUAUUUUUAAAUUAUAUCAACUUACAGCAAUUAAUCAAAAACUAUUUAGUAUUGUUGUUUUCAUACUUUGCAUUUUAAUUUUCUUAAUAGAAUGAUUUCUUGUAUCAGCAUAUGAAAUCUAUUUCUUUCUAUUUUUUUAACAUUAUCUAGGUUGAGCAUAGCUAGAAGCUUCACACCAAAAACUAAUUUAUGUCCGUGCCGAUUUGUCCAUAACAAGAAUAAUGUACAUGGCUAUUCAGGAGUGUUAAACCACCUGAACAUGGUUCUACUAUGGGAAUUAAUAGAAAUCAAAUGGACAGAACCAUCUGAAGGUGGUUCAAUAGUCUUAAAUAACCUGUAUAAAAAGUGCAUCGAAUAUAUUAUAAGACAACAGUAUCGAAUAUGACCUCAAAAUGUUAAUAAUUAUUUGAUUGAUAUUUUGUAUUCUGUAUAUCUUAUAAGUAAGAUAAAUAUUUGAUCAGAACUUCAUACUUACAUUAAUCUGUAAUAACUGCUUUAUAGAGAAGAAAUAUAUUUUAUAUUUUUUUAUUUUGUAAUAAA